Centruroides sculpturatus (bark scorpion) is the source of this 1558-nucleotide messenger RNA. RefSeq lists its product as uncharacterized. The transcript is spliced from 7 exons. The record is from RefSeq and is a predicted model, not a curated record. The coding region runs from base 1 to 1464 and encodes 487 amino acids. Lineage: Eukaryota; Metazoa; Arthropoda; Arachnida; Scorpiones; Buthidae.
AUGCCAACAGUCGUUUUGGCUGUCGAGAUAAGAAGAUUUUCGGUGCCAAGGUACGUGGAAAACGGAACGGAGGAUUCUGUGAUUUUAGAUUGUGAAUACGUCUACAAUGAGAACGACAUCAGACUUGUGGUAAAAUGGUUCUUCAAUGAAAACUUGGAGCCCGUAUAUCAAUGGAUACCAGAACUGAAAAUACGGCAUACAUCUGGGAUACUUCAGGAUCGUUUAGAUCUGAAUUUCAGCGUGAACACAGUCGACGCUUAUUCUCGUUAUAGGGCCCUGAAGGUCUUGGAUCCAACAACGGAGCUGAGUGGCAAAUACACUUGUCUCGUGACAUCACUAGCGGGGCAAGACUCCCGGGAACAGAACAUGACAGUUUACGUUCCAGCUAAACAUAUGGAAUUAACAUAUAGCAGAACUGUAAAAAGUAUUAAUGUAAGUUGUCAAGCUUCAGGGAUGUUUCCGAAGCCCAAGUUGCUUUUGUAUAAGAUGCCUCCAUAUUUAAGUAGUCCUGCUGUGGUUCAAGACGUCAGGACGGCAGUCAGCAUGGACAAUGUCACAUAUGAUGUGCAACUUCAUCGAAGUUUCGGUUAUACAGAAUUAUCGAUAGACGAUGCAACUACAUUCGAAUGUGUGGUCGAGAUACCAGGAACGAAUUACAACAAAAGAAAAUCUAUUGUAUAUUACACCAUUUUGGCUGUCGAGAUAAGAAGAUUUUCGGUGCCAAGGUACGUGGAAAACGGAACGGAGGAUUCUGUGAUUUUAGAUUGUGAAUACGUCUACAAUGAGAACGACAUCAGACUUGUGGUAAAAUGGUUCUUCAAUGAAAACUUGGAGCCCGUAUAUCAAUGGAUACCAGAACUGAAAAUACGGCAUACAUCUGGGAUACUUCAGGAUCGUUUAGAUCUGAAUUUCAGCGUGAACACAGUCGACGCUUAUUCUCGUUAUAGGGCCCUGAAGGUCUUGGAUCCAACAACGGAGCUGAGUGGCAAAUACACUUGUCUCGUGACAUCACUAGCGGGGCAAGACUCCCGGGAACAGAACAUGACAGUUUACGUUCCAGCUAAACAUAUGGAAUUAACAUAUAGCAGAACUGUAAAAAGUAUUAAUGUAAGUUGUCAAGCUUCAGGGAUGUUUCCGAAGCCCAAGUUGCUUUUGUAUAAGAUGCCUCCAUAUUUAAGUAGUCCUGCUGUGGUUCAAGACGUCAGGACGGCAGUCAGCAUGGACAAUGUCACAUAUGAUGUGCAACUUCAUCGAAGUUUCGGUUAUACAGAAUUAUCGAUAGACGAUGCAACUACAUUCGAAUGUGUGGUCGAGAUACCAGGAACGAAUUACAACAAAAGAAAAUCUAUUGUAUAUUACACCAAUUUAAGUAACAAGUCAUAUAGGAACGAAGCUUGGUAUAUUAGACAUAUUUCCCUAAUGACGUUAUUAACUGCAGGAGCUCUCAGCAAUAAGAUACUCUGACUUUGUGUAAAAAACGAUGAAGAUUUUUCUUCUUAGGAUAUGGAUUCUAUGACAGAUUUGGUCAGAAUAUCGUGAAGGAAAAAAAUAAAAUAAA